Molecule: messenger RNA, 1347 nt
Organism: Penicillium cataractarum
Lineage: Eukaryota; Fungi; Ascomycota; Eurotiomycetes; Eurotiales; Aspergillaceae
Product: WD40 repeat domain-containing protein
Exons: 3
Coding region: 1-1347 (448 amino acids)
Molecular function (GO): protein binding
Source: RefSeq, a predicted model, not a curated record
AUGGCGAUGCUGCCUGAUCUAGUUCAAGAUUUCAAGCUUACAACACACUUUCGUGGGGAAGAAACGAUUCAUACAUAUCAAGAGUCUGACCCCACCUCGGGAAACCGCCUCAUUUCCCGAACAGAACACUGGAAGAGGCACAAAAAGAUCGGAAAUGGAGCUUAUGGAAGCGUUUGGCUGGAGAAUUGUACCAAAGGCCGGCGAAAUGGGAGUCGGGUUCGGGCCGUGAAACAGAGUCAUCUCGAUAGUCGGUCUGGACCAGUUGACUAUACCCGAGAGUUGGAAUCACGCCAUGAUAUCCCCUCACGCCUUGAUGAUCUCUCGCGCCUUGAUAAUCUCUCGCGCUCUACUCAGAGCAGCUCCUGGCACGGUAGACUCCACCGGCGCGACGACAAGAUACAGGCAGGCUUUAAGGAUUGGGUAUCCCGCAUCGCAUUCUCUCCCGACGGCAAAACCCUUGCAGCCGGAUCUGGCAACGAGAUCAGCAUAUGCUCCCCCGCUGAACACAACAGAAAAAUACUAGUGCAGGAUAAGACCGUCCGUGAGUUUGCCUUCUCGCCGGAUGGCAAGUAUCUCGCCUCCGGCUCGAACGACACCUAUUUCUCCCUAAGGCAUGAUAUUCAUCUAUGGGACCUGAAUAAACUCACCGAGGUCACCAAAUUCACCAUAUUCACGGCAUACCCUUCUUGCAUGUGGGAUUCUGCGGGCAAUGUCUCUGUCUGGGCGCUUCCCGGAGGGUUUUUAAAUCGGACAGAUCGGAGGAAAUUAUAUCACACAUUCCGGGAGAAGCUACUUGGGCUCACAUUCUUGCCAAGCGGAGAGUUAUUGCUCGUCGACUCCAAGGGUAUAUACCACUGGAACCGUAUCACGAAGGUAUUCCAUCAUCGUAGAAUCGAUUUCCACGGGGAGCUCAAAACGAGACAAGUCCGCUUCUCUGCCCAGGGGGCAUUCUUUUUCUAUCGGGUUUCUGGGACUUACAAAAUCGAGUUUUGUUUCAUUGACGAUGGGUUGAUAUUUCGAACUUUUGAUUACACUCUCCGCGACAAGAUUCUCUGCAUGAAUAUUUCGCCAAACGGUCAGUUCCUCGCAGCAACCGUUUACAACGGGAAACACAAUGGAUCGCGGAUAGUCAUUUGGGAUGCUCUGGACGGGACAGAGCUUGAUGUCGUACUAACUGCACAUUCGAGAAAGGCGGAGGCGCUGGCCUUUUCUCCUCAUAGCCGGUUCCUUGCAACUGGUUGCCAUGGUGGGAUACUCAAGACGUGGUACUGGGAUCAUACGCGAGUAAUCGCUCAGGUAGAGCGAAGAGAAGACGCGUUGAGCCACAAAGGAGAACAUGACGCUUAG